This is a messenger RNA of Sphaeramia orbicularis (orbiculate cardinalfish), 1131 nucleotides long. RefSeq names its product histone H2A.Z. Bases 119 to 505 code for a protein of 128 amino acids. Gene Ontology annotation, molecular function: DNA binding; protein heterodimerization activity; structural constituent of chromatin. The record is from RefSeq and is a predicted model, not a curated record. The transcript has 5 exons. Lineage: Eukaryota; Metazoa; Chordata; Actinopteri; Kurtiformes; Apogonidae. Gene Ontology annotation, cellular component: nucleosome.
GCUGGGUAUUUAUGAGUGUAGGCGGGGGUUGUAGUUCAAACCGACAGUCGGUCUACGGCAGCAAACUAACAACAUCGAUUUUUGCCCCGGUGUCACAACUCACUAAAGGAUUUUAAAUAUGGCUGGAGGAAAGGCAGGAAAGGACUCCGGAAAGACCAAGACGAAGGCUAUUUCGCGCUCGCAGAGAGCAGGCUUGCAGUUUCCAGUGGGCCGUAUCCACAGACAUCUGAAAUCAAGAACCACCAGCCACGGCAGAGUCGGAGCCACUGCAGCCGUAUACAGCGCGGCUAUCCUCGAAUACCUCACUGCCGAGGUUCUGGAGUUGGCAGGAAAUGCAUCAAAGGAUCUUAAGGUGAAGCGUAUUACUCCACGCCACUUGCAGCUGGCCAUUAGAGGAGACGAGGAGCUGGAUUCACUUAUUAAAGCCACUAUUGCUGGUGGAGGUGUGAUCCCCCACAUCCACAAGUCUCUGAUCGGAAAGAAGGGCCAGCAGAAGACCGUAUAACCUGAAGUGCCCUGGAAGUUGUGCCAUCUCAGGACGAAGUCUGCAUCAAGUGAUUUAAAUGUCUUAGUGUAGAACACCUGUUAGGGUUAUUUGUAUGGUUGAGCUUGCAUUUACUCACCUGGGGUAUUUUUUAAAAGUGGCUUCAAAGAAGCUCAUUUUUGUGUUUUUUGCCUUUUUUGUUUUUGGUGCUGCAGUUGUGUUGACCUGCUUUUUGUGGCAUUCCCAUGUUCAAGUGUCGUUUUAAUAAAGCUCUUGUUGGGCAUUUGCUUGUUUGUUCUUCCAGUCAUUUUUAAUAUGCUUGUUUUAUGCAUUAUUUUGAUGCACUGAAGUGUGACCGGAUGGUGUGAAGGUAUUUUGGCAUUAAUGGCUUCAGUUAUUUACUCAGUUUUAAGACCCACCAUGAAGGCAAAGGGCAGUUUGCAUGUGGCGGUAUUACUUGCUUAAACCGGUUUCUUUUCUUCUGCAGAUAUUAAUCAGUUACAGCCUCCUGUAGACUUGUUGCAUGAAAUGCAAAGCAUGUUUACAUUAUUUAACCACCUGAACAACAGAAGCUGGGAAACCUGUGGUCUUUUUUUUCUUUUUUUUUUUUUUUUUUCUUUGAAUUGCUGAAUAAAGACUGGACUGGU